Messenger RNA from Rhagoletis zephyria (snowberry fruit fly), 586 nucleotides. RefSeq names its product arylsulfatase B-like. Gene Ontology annotation, molecular function: sulfuric ester hydrolase activity. Lineage: Eukaryota; Metazoa; Arthropoda; Insecta; Diptera; Tephritidae. The record is from RefSeq and is a predicted model, not a curated record.
UAACAUUAGUGUGUAGGUGCAAACAUACCUACUUACAUACGUGCUUAUCAGCAAAGCUCUCCCUUCUAAGCUUUUAAGCCGCAAAAUUGGCGCUUAGCAUUAAAAUACGAUCAAUAGAGCAAUCAGUCGUAGUCGAGUAGCCAGUGGUAUCAAGUGUCUACUAUACGCCUAAGGGGCUAAUGACCUGAAACCAAUAGAAACAAAGUUAAAAAUAAAUUAAAACAAAUAGGAAUAUAUUUUUAAUAUGUUUUCUAGUCAAAGCUGUCAAAAGUAAGCUGGGGUGCUGAUAAUAUUAUAAAUGUACUUAUGUACAUAUUAAACUAAAUCUCGAAUAAGUACAGUACGAAUACGUCACCGCGAUUUGUUAUGCUUUGGCUUGCAUUGAAAUACCUGCUCGGUUACGCGCUAAUCAGCUUUGAUGUAAUAAUCAAUAAUCAUCUAGUGGCUGCUGAUGCCACAGUGAAGCAAGAUGGCGAGAAACCGCAUAUAAUUUUCAUACUAGCUGAUGAUUUGGGCUUCGAUGACAUUAGCUUUCACGGCUCGCAGGAAUUUCUCACACCCAAUAUCGAUGCGCUCGGAUAUCAUG